This is a messenger RNA of Arachis ipaensis, 1047 nucleotides long. The record is from RefSeq and is a predicted model, not a curated record. NCBI's taxonomy places the organism in Eukaryota, Viridiplantae, Streptophyta, Magnoliopsida, Fabales, Fabaceae.
AUGGGGGACACUCGAGCUCCUGCAACACGCACAGAGCAUCCGGAUUUAUAUGAAGUUGCAGUUGACUAUUCAGAAGAUGAAGACUAUGACCCGGAGGCGGAUGAGGUCGAGUCGUUCGAUGACCAUGUCGACGACUUGUUUGCUGCGCAUAAAGUUGAACGUCAAGGCAAUGCCAACAACGAAAAAAAGGACACCGAUUUUUGGGAAGUUGAUGUCAUCGAAAACGGUGUGACUUCUUGUAUGGAGCUGACUGUUAAGGAGGCAUUAGCACUUCCUCCUAGAAGGAAGAUCGUACUCCAACAUAACAGAGAGUUGCAACAAGUUGGUCAGGCAGCCGGCCUAUUGAGCGGGUUCUUGGGGACUUUGGGGGUUGAUUUUCAACAGUUACCAAUUUGUGAAACUAGUUGGAAGAGAAUGAACAAGGCUUUCAAGGAGCAUGCAUUUGACCAGGUUAAGCGAGUCUUUCACUAUGAGGACGAUGGAAGAGGAAGAAUAAAGCGAAAAAUUAUACAAAGAAUAGGAAGAUCCUGGAGGAACACAAGAAAUCUUUUGUUCCAUAAGGUUUAUGACAAAGAACUGACUUUUGAGGAAAAUGUCAAUCGUAAACCACCAGGAAUAGAUGGAAAUCACUGGAAAUGGUUUCUUGAAUAUCAGUUGAAGGAGGACACACAUGUAACAAAUAUUGAGUUGAUUGAAGCAAUUGAACAUAUUGAGGGCCAAGACGCCUCUAGUAAGGAGCUUUCACAAAAUGAUUCCCUUGCACAAGUGUUUGGAAAGGAGCACCCAGGACGAGUUUGUGGACUAGGUUUCGGUCCAUGUCCCACUCAAUAUUUUCGUAAUAUUCCACAGCAGUCUAACUCCGGUGUGCAGAUUGAGGAGUAUCAGAUGAAGAUUGUAAAACUUAAGGCGGAGGCAGCAGAAGUCAAGGCAGCGACAACAGAGGAAAAGGCAAAGAGACAGAGAAUGGAGGUAGAGGCAGCAGAAGAGAAGCGGUUAACAACUGCAGCCAUCUACAAGCAGCCCUAUUCACGUUUUAGUAGCGGUUAG